UCCAAAAGAUUUCAGUGAAGGAUUUUGAAAUGGUCUCCGCUCUAACUUUAAUUUGUGUACUCUUGCCAUUGGCAUUUGCCUCAGAAGGUGGGCAUGAAUGGAAUUAUGGAAAUUGUGCUCAUUGGGGCGAUGCAGAUCCCAAGUGUUUUGGUAAACAACAAUCACCCAUAGCUUUGGUAACAUCUGAGAGUACCACACCACAAUUGGCUCCACUUAAAUUCACCAACUAUGACAAGGCUUUAUUUGGCACUAUUAAUCUAAGCAACAAUGGUCACUCCGUUGAAUUCAGUGUACCAAAAACCGUUAAGGGAGAUCUUCCCACCAUCAGUGGUGGCAACUUGCCUGGCAAAUUCGAAGCUGUUGGUGUCCAUUUCCAUUGGGGCAGCAAAGGUGUCAAGGGCUCCGAACAUACCGUUGAUGGCCGUCAGUUUGAUGCUGAAAUGCACAUUGUCCACAAGAAUGUCAAAUACGCCAGCGUUCCUGAAGCCGUUGAACAUGCCGAUGGUUUGGCUGUUUUGGGUGUACUCUUCGAAGCUCCCAAAACUCUUACCCGCACUUAUCCUGCCUUAAGUGAAAUCUUUGAUAGAUUGCCCAAACUGGUUGACUAUCAAUCAACAACUCCACUUAAGAAGACCAUGUCAUUGAGUCAUUUAUUGGGUGAUCUCCAUACCACAAAAUUCUUUAGCUACAGCGGCUCAUUGACUACCCCAGGCUGUGGUGAAGCUGUUACCUGGCAUGUAUUCCCUGAACCACUUCAAAUUUCCAUGGAACAUUUACAGAAUUUCUGGGGCAUCAAAGAUGCCCAUGGUCAACCAUUGGUCAAUAACUUUAGACCCCUGCAAGAUCGUAAUGAUCGUCCUUUAUAUUACAACAAUGCUUAA
This is a messenger RNA of Stomoxys calcitrans (stable fly), 881 nucleotides long. Its product is annotated as carbonic anhydrase 2. Lineage: Eukaryota; Metazoa; Arthropoda; Insecta; Diptera; Muscidae. The transcript has 5 exons. Gene Ontology annotation, cellular component: cytoplasm. Gene Ontology annotation, molecular function: carbonate dehydratase activity; zinc ion binding. The record is from RefSeq and is a predicted model, not a curated record. The coding region runs from base 30 to 881 and encodes 283 amino acids.